Messenger RNA from Amaranthus tricolor (Joseph's coat), 540 nucleotides. RefSeq lists its product as uncharacterized. Lineage: Eukaryota; Viridiplantae; Streptophyta; Magnoliopsida; Caryophyllales; Amaranthaceae. Gene Ontology annotation, biological process: DNA integration. The transcript has 2 exons. The coding region runs from base 1 to 540 and encodes 179 amino acids. The record is from RefSeq and is a predicted model, not a curated record. Gene Ontology annotation, molecular function: nucleic acid binding.
AUGAAUUGUAAGUGGGAUGUGGAACAACUUGCUCGUGCUUAUAUUAAGUACGUGAUUCGUUAUCAUGGAAUACCUCGUACUAUUGUUUCCGAUCGCGAUACUCGAUAUUUGUCACAUUUUUGGAAAUCACUACAACAAGCGUUGGGGACCACCCUUCUUCAUAGUACGUCCUUCCACCCAAUGACCGAUGGUCAGACGAAACGUGUCAAUCAAAUACUGGAGGACAUGUUGAGAGCGGUAGCAAAGGAAUGGCAAGGUCCUUAUGACAUUGUGGAGAAAGUAGGGAAGUUAGCCUAUCGGUUAGCGUUGCCUAAUGCUCUAGGUAAAGUGCACGACGUUUUUCACAUUUCUCAGUUGAAACGUUACGUCGUAGCCUCUUCUCAUGUAUUAGAUUCAGAGGCGUUAGAACUUGAUGAGAGCCUAACCUAUGAGGAACAGCCUGUCCGGAUUUUGGAUAAGAAGGUCCGUAGUACUCGUCGGAACGAUAUCACCAUGGUUAUGGUAUUAUGGUCCAAUCACCGCUCACAAGAGGCAACCUAG